Molecule: messenger RNA, 3757 nt
Organism: Chelonus insularis
Lineage: Eukaryota; Metazoa; Arthropoda; Insecta; Hymenoptera; Braconidae
Gene: Haspin
Exons: 10
Coding region: 179-3658 (1159 amino acids)
Biological process (GO): mitotic cell cycle; intracellular signal transduction; protein phosphorylation
Cellular component (GO): cytoplasm; nucleus
Molecular function (GO): ATP binding; histone H3T3 kinase activity
Source: RefSeq, a predicted model, not a curated record
GUUUGAGAUAACAAUCACUGUUGGCUGGAAUUUUGGAUAUUUAGUUGUUAACCAAUCAGAUGUCAACCUUAGUUUGUGUUUAAUAUUGUUUACACUAAUCGACCGCCAAAUCUCAUUGACAAACAUAACUUGUAUUCUCGAAGUUUCUGAUUAAUAAUUGAACUGCUAAUGUAUUGCAAUGUUUCGGAAACCACUUCGAACAUAUGAAAGAAAUCCGAAACCAACAUCUUCAAUCGCGAAUGUUGCAUUUAAUGAUGUGGAAUUGACUUUUAAUCGUAAUCCAAGUGAUAAUCGUAACUCAUUAGAAUCUACUUUUGACAGAAUUCUAAAGACUGCCAAAUUACCACCAUUACCUGUUCAACCACUUGACAAUACAGAAUAUACCAGUAGUUCCUCUGAUUUUUCUGACAAUGAACCUUUGGAAUUGAUUCCAAUAGAAAAUCCCAGAUUUUUUCAAGCCAAGGGUAAUCGCAUUAAACAGCCGAAAACAGUAUUACGAAAAAAUAAUAAUAAAAAGAAACUGCCUAAAAAUACGAAGACAUUAAAGAAAAAAGAAUCUACUAAAAGGGAUCACAAUAACGAUGAAGGAGCUAAUGAAGGUAUUGAAUUUCCACCUUUGCGGAAAACUCGACGUGAAGAAAAUAAGCCAACAGUUUCUGAAAUUCUAGUUGACAAGUUACCUGAUAAACUGGACAAUUGUGGUACAUCAGUUGUAACGAAAGAUUUAAAAGACUGUUGUGUCAUCUUGACACGAAUGAAUUUACAUGACAAAUAUAUUAAUAAUACUCCACUGUCACGUGCUUUUAGCACUAAUAGUAGUGACAAUGACAACAGCAUUAAAAUUAGCCAUGAUGAAAAAGAAAUCUUAGAUUCUAAGAAAUGCCGAGUAAUAUUAUCUCGGUUUGAUUCGGAAACGGAACAAAAUGAUCUGCAAUAUAAAGAUGCACUACAGCAACCAAAACCAGUAGAAGGUCAAUCCACAAACUUGUUAAAUGUCAAUUCAAACGUUUUCAGUAGUACACCAUUUGAACGACGAAUUAUGUCAAGGAGAUCAAUACCAACAUUAUCACCAAUUAAAAAUAACGUCAAUAUAUCAGUUGGUAAUGAUCAUCCAGCUGCGGUUUUAUUUGACAAAACGAGCGAGAUAAUUUUCUCCGAUGAAAAUAGUCCGGAAAAAAAUAUUUCACAGAAAAGAAAAGUACCUAGGCUAUCAAAAAUAAAAGAGAAAAUUACUGUAAGAUCUAAGGAAAAUAAUGAACCUUCAACAAGCAUGAAAACAAUUAAUAUUGACGAUUCAACACAAAAUACUUUUUCACAUUCUCUCUCUAUGUAUGAAAAAACUCCGAAAAUAGUAUUUGAUGAUUCUGAAGAGAUUAUUCCGGAUACUUAUGCUUCUGUUAAUGUAACUGAUAAAAAAGAAAAUUCUCAUGGUUCCAAUGUUUCAAAUAGUUUAUCACUUAGUAAUGAUGCAGAUGUUGAGACAUCAAAACAUAAUGAAACAUCAGUAAUCAGCAGUGAUGACUUUAAUGGCAGUUCUGAAGUAAAUUCUGAAUUUAAAUCAACACAAUGUCUUGAAGAGAUCUCAGCAGAUUCUGAAGAAGACCCAAAUACAGAUAAGUCUAAAAAUAACUACAGAAAAAUUUCUAUGGAAUCUGAAAUUGAAAUGGAAAAAAAUCAGAAUUUGACAGAAUUACAAAGCUCAAUUAGUUCUACAAAAAAUGAAUCUAGUAAUGAUCCAGUGACUAUGGAUGUUUCAGAAAAUGAUGACGAUUCGCUUCAUUUAGUUCUGUCCAGUACAUCAUCUGAUAAAGAGAGUACUAGAAAUGACUCCACCAAUAUAGAGAAAAAUCAAGACUCAUCAAAUAGUAACGUAAUUAAUGUAAACAAUAGUGAUAUAGAUAAUAAUCUUAAUAUACAAAAAGAAGACUGUAAAAAUCCUGGAGAAUUAGUUGUUCUUCUAACACGUCUAGAUGAUUCAGUAAAAAUUCCUGAAAGUAGAAUAACCCACAGGCACUGGAAACAACCUUUAAACGUAAUUACUGAAAGUUUUGAUAAAUCUAAAAACUCAAAUGUAUCUCAAAAUAUAAGUGCGAGAUUAGAUGAGAAUAAAAUUCUCUUCCUUAAACCAGGAAAGUCAUGGGCAAGAUCUCUUUCCAUUUUAAAUAAUAUUCAUAACACAGAUGAUAUUGAAUUUUUAUCGUUAAGAAAAGGAAAAAAAUGGAGACAAAGUGUUAGAAAUGUACUUAGUAUGCAAUCUCAAGGUUUACUUUCUAGUUGUGUACCAAAUACUGAGAUCAAUAAAACAUUCCAUGAAACAUCUCAAUUAUAUGGGCCAAAGAUUUCGCUAUCAGCCAGCCAUGGUGCAAAUGACUCAGCCAACCGCUUUACUCGUCGCAUGACAAUUCGUGUCGUUCCUAAUAUCAAAAAAAAUCAAGCUAAAGAAAAAGUUAUCCAUGACACAUCAUUUUUAGAAGUUUAUGGUAUAACUGAUAUCUUAACAGAUGAUAUUAAAAAACGAACCAAAAAAUCUAUCUCAAGAGUACCUAGAAAGACUCUCGGAUAUAAUUUGAGGUGUUCAAAUGUGCCUGAAAGAAUUUCACCAGAACCAGUAAUUUCUGCCAAAACUGUUGUUUUUGAUCGAUGUAAUCAAAAAGAUAGCAUUCCUUUUGAUCAAUGUUAUCCUGAAUCGUAUUUGAAAUACUGCCGUAAAAUAGGAGAAGGAGUCUAUGGUGAAGUCUUUUUAUAUGAUCAUCAAAAACAAAAAUCUGUGAUAAAAAUAAUUCCUAUUGAAGGAACUGAACUCGUAAAUGGAGAAACUCAAAAAAAAUUUCAUGAAAUUUUAUCUGAAAUUAUAAUUGCAAAAGAGUUACAUAAUUUGAGGUUUAAUGACACUUAUAGAACAAAUGGAUUUGUCGAAGUAAAAAACAUUAGGUGUAUAAAAGGAAAAUAUCCACAAAAAUUGUUAGAUUUAUGGCAAGUUUAUGAUGAUGAAAAGAAUUCAGAAAACGAUUGUCCAAGUAUGUUUGAAGAAAAUCAACUUUAUAUUGCCUUAGAGCUUGGCGAUGGAGGACAAGAUAUGGAAGCUUUUCUGUUUAAUAAUGCUAAUGAAGCAUACAUUACAUUUUUACAGACUGCUUUAACUCUCGCAGUUGGUGAGAGAUCUUUAGAAUUCGAACAUCGAGACAUGCACUGGGGAAAUAUUUUAAUUUCUCGAACAAAAGAAAAAGAAGUUUCGUAUAAGCUUGACAAUGAAGAAAUAACACUUGCGUGUAAUGGUAUUAAAGUUGCAAUCAUUGAUUUUACAUUAUCCCGAAUGUCAUAUGAAGGAUGCUGUAUAUUUAAUGAUUUAGCAUUGGAUCCUGCUUUAUUUAAUGCAGCUGGGGAAUAUCAGUUUGAAAUAUACCGAUUGAUGAGAGCCAAAAUAGGAAAUGAUUGGCAAUUAUUCGAACCGUAUACAAAUAUUCUCUGGCUCCAUUAUACUCUCGAUAAAAUGAUAAAAGAAGUGCGAUACAAAAAAAAGACAACUAAAAUACACAGAACUGCAAUUCAAAAUCUCCAGGAGUUAAAAGAUAUUAUUCUAGAUUAUAACAGUGCCUUUGAUUUUAUAUCAAACUGUGACAAAUUAUUAAAUCUUCAGCGCAGGUGCUCAAAUAAUUAGUUAAUAUUAUUUUUAUAGAAAUAUUCAUUAUAUUAUAUAACAUUGUAUGAAUUAAUUACUGUUAAUAAUUUUAUUACACUCAACGUCCACAUUAGAUGU